UGCUCGACACCGUCCAGGGAACCUCAGUCACGAAGAUGUCAAAGAUCCUCCUUGAACGGCGGCCCACCGCCCGCACCGCGCUGGUAGCUGCCAUCUUGAGAGCUGCAGCGGGAAGCGGAGCGGCCGGCCCCGCCCCGGCAGUGCGCAGCGCCGCUCGCCGCGGCCUGGCCAAGAUGGCGGCGGCGGCCCUGACCCGGGAGGGCGGGGAGGACGCCUUCCGCCGGCUUUUUCGCUUCUACCGGCAACGCGAUGUGUCGGAUUUGCGGGGCGUGGUGGACUUCUCCGUGCCGGGGGGGCAGGUGUUCAGAUCACAGCUCAGUGUUUCUUCAGUCAGUGAUCAAGAUGCCUACAGGGCAGGAUUACAGCCAGUUAGCCAGUGGAAAGCCUAUGGCCUCAAGGGAUAUCCAGGGUUUAUUUUCAUUCUAAACCCUUUCCUCCCGGGCUGCCAGCGUCACUGGGUGAAACAGUGUCUCAAGCUCUACCCCCAGAAACCCAACGUCUGCAACCUGGACCUGCACAUGGCUCCUGAGAAGACCAUUGACCUGUGGGGACAGAGCAAGGAGCAGCUGAAAAGGAAAGGUUCCAGUAAACGGGAGCCCAGAAGCUUACUGGAGAAGCUGCGCUGGGUGACCCUUGGCUACCAUUAUAAUUGGGACACUAAGAAGUACUCAGCAAAUCACCACACUCCUUUCCCCUCAGACCUUGCAUUCCUGUCAGAACAAGUGGCUGCAGCCUGUGGGUUCCGAGGUUUCCAAGCCCAAGCAGGAAUCUUGAACUACUAUCAUUUUGACUCUUCACUGGGAAUUCAUGUGGAUGAGUCUGAACUAGACCAUUCUCGGCCCCUUUUAUCAUUCAGUUUUGGGCAAUCCUCAAUAUUUUUGCUCGGGGGCCUGAAGCGGGAGGAAGCCCCAACAGCAAUGUUCAUGCACAGUGGAGAUAUCAUGGUGAUGUCCGGCCUCAGCCGGCUGCUGUACCAUGCCGUACCCCGGGUCCUCCCCAACCUUGAAGGGACAGUUUUGCCUUCAUGCCUGGACCAAGCACUCUCGUCAGACCUUCCUGUUGGCUCAGUCAUUGAGCACAGCUCCGACGAGGACUGGCAGGUCUGCGCCAAGUACUUGCAGUCUUCCCGCAUUAACAUGACGAUUCGGCAGGUGCUGGCUGAGGGCCAGAAAUUUCCAGAGGAAUCUGGGACGAACGGAAAGAGCCAAGCAGCCUCUGAAGACAGUCACCAUCAGCAGAACAGCAGAGCCAAGAGACAUAAACCAAAUACAGACAGCUGAGACCAGGAGAACAUGCCGGUACAGACCGGACAGGCAACCUCCGUAUGGAAUUGGGAACUGAAGUAAAGAUGCCAGAAGUCACUGGCCUGUAUUUGAGUUAAUAAACUUCUGCACAGUAAAUGUGGCUCUUCUUGCUGUAUGAAAUGGGUUGGGGAAGAGAAUUUAAAAGGAAAAGAAAGAAACUGUUCAGGACCAGGACUUGGGAUGAACUCCAUUGGCAUCCUGUUGCAGAUGUUUACUGUGCACUGUUCCCUUAAAAAUACAGAGAAUUGUAAGCUUGAUUCAUAACGUGUUCUGUAAUGGGCAGGCAGAAAAUGCUAGCAAAAGACACGCAAUUGCAAUGUGUUAAAGAAUCCUAUUGGGCUUGUAAAGCUCAGCUAAAGGGCAAUGACAGGUAUGAAUGAGAAUAGGCUGCUCUGGCUGUGAGACCUACCUGCAGCAAUUCCAGAAUUACCUCUACAGCAAAAAUUGAUUCAGUAAUCAUAAGGGAGCAGCUCCCAUGAGCAACACCUGCUAUAAGCUUGCUCUAGCCCUGUGCUCUCCUUUUGCCUGCUUGCACCCUCUUACCUGCAGCAGAAGGUGAGCAGUGUUAUGAGUGGAACUGGACUUCAUUUGCAUACCUCAGAUUUUAGAGAGAAACAACUGGGGGCAAUACCUACUUGGAAUGUGUAGUAGGUCCCAGCUGGAUCUCCUCCCAACAGUAAAUAUGUGGCUGAGCCCUACACCCUUCUCCUUUCAAAAAUGCCCACUUAAGUGCCUGAAGAUUAUGGUCCUCCAGUCCCAAGCUAGUAUCUUUAAGGAAGAGAAUGACUUGCAAGUAGAAGCAAUGAACUUGUAAAUUAAGUACCUAAAAAACAUUAAUCAGUGACUAUCUCUGCCACCCAAAGAUAAAUAUACUGAAACAAAGAAAAGGACUAGUUUUUGUGCCAGUUCUUUUUUAAGACUCAGACCUUCCUAUCUGCUUUUUAAUGCAAUUUUAAUUGUUGGAGUUGAAUGCACUGUGUCUGGGGUAUUUUGUUGCACUUUCUCAAUGAAUGAGCUUACUCAGUUUUAAAUUAAAGGUCUCUAUCAGUUUGGGGCUGGCUUUUUUCGUCAUUUCUUUU
Messenger RNA from Dryobates pubescens (Downy woodpecker), 2383 nucleotides. RefSeq names its product alkB homolog 1, histone H2A dioxygenase (gene ALKBH1). Gene Ontology annotation, biological process: oxidative RNA demethylation. The record is from RefSeq and is a predicted model, not a curated record. The transcript has 6 exons. Gene Ontology annotation, cellular component: nucleus; cytoplasm. Lineage: Eukaryota; Metazoa; Chordata; Aves; Piciformes; Picidae. Gene Ontology annotation, molecular function: ferrous iron binding; broad specificity oxidative DNA demethylase activity; oxidative RNA demethylase activity. The coding region runs from base 36 to 1280 and encodes 414 amino acids.